UCACAGAGGUCCUUAAUCUAAAGAUGGCGGCUUCAGCGGUGAGGGGCGCUAUGGCGCUGCGUACUAGUGCUAGCCGGCCGGUGGCUUUCGUCAGAAAAAUUCCCUGGACCGCAGCCUCGAGUGAGCUGAGAGAACACUUUGCACAGUUUGGCCAUAUACGAAAGUGCAUCAUACCUUUUGACAAAGAGACUGGGUUUCACCGAGGUAUGGGUUGGAUUCAGUUUUCUUCAGAAGAAGAACUUCAGAAUGCACUACAGCAAGAAAAUCAUAUCAUUGAUGGAGUAAAGCUCCACAUUCAAGCUCAAAGACCAAAAAUUUUGCAAGGGGAUCAAACAUCUGAUGAGGAAAAAGAUUUUUGAGACUGUUACUACCUAUUAAAUAAAGUAAACAAAAUUGAAAAUUUUGUCUAAAUGUUUUUAUUUGAAACAAGUAGUUGCACCAAGCAAGAGCUUGCUUUCCCCACUCCAAAUGAAAACCGAGCUCAGGAGGGGCAGGCGUCAUUUGGCAGGACAGUUCUAGUAUGUGAACAUCCUUCUACUCACUGUGAUUGGGGCAACUGUAUUCAUCAGCAGUCCUUCUUACACAAAAUAUUAUCCCCAAAGUACUAACAUCACACAAAAGGAAGUGGUCUUAAUUUCAUGUGUGGGGCAGUAUGUUCUAUAAAUGCCAAAAGGUAGGAGAAACACAAACACAA
Messenger RNA from Panthera uncia (snow leopard), 694 nucleotides. RefSeq names its product SRA stem-loop interacting RNA binding protein (gene SLIRP). Gene Ontology annotation, molecular function: RNA binding. The coding region runs from base 24 to 359 and encodes 111 amino acids. The transcript is spliced from 4 exons. The record is from RefSeq and is a predicted model, not a curated record. Lineage: Eukaryota; Metazoa; Chordata; Mammalia; Carnivora; Felidae.